Messenger RNA from Cylicostephanus goldi, 219 nucleotides. Lineage: Eukaryota; Metazoa; Nematoda; Chromadorea; Rhabditida; Strongylidae. The record is from the annotation of a GenBank genome assembly.
AUGAGCCGCAACAUGGCGCAAGCCCGAAGCGAGGCGACACCUCAACAAUCUCAACAAUCCACGUCAUGUUGCUGGAAGACGUACGGGUCGAUGUCGACUUUAUUGGCUUUGGACGGUGUGGAACAACAUACCUAUGUAUUGCAGCCAACGUCAUUAUCUACUGCGGAUGGUGCUGAGCAACACCACGCUGCUGUAGCUGAGCACCAACGCCACGAAUAG